AUGACGCAGACGAUACUGACGCACUGGAGGAUCAACACAAAACCGAAUAUAAAGCGGGCUAGGGCUGCAUCCUCCCCUGGGCCCAAUGGAGUCCCAUAUCGAGUUUAUAAGAACACACCAGAUGUAUUACGCUUCCUAUGGAGGCUGAUGAAAGUAGUGUGGCAGAAACAAGCAAUUCCAACUGCAUGGAGGAGAGCAGGAGGCAUCCUAAUCCCGAAGGAAAAGGAUUCUGUGGACAUCAGCCAGUUUCGUCAAAUCAGCCUCCUGAACAUCGAAGGCAAAAUCUUUUUCAGUGUAGUGGCUCACAGGCUGACAGCGUACCUGGAAAAGAACCACUUCAUUGAUACUAUGGUACAGAAAGCAGGGAUUCCAGGCUUCUCUGGAUGCUUAGAGCAUUUAAACAUGAUAUGGAAUCAAAUCCAAUCAGCCAAAAAGGAUGGAAGAGAUCUCCAUGUCGUGUUCUUGGAUCUUGCAAACGCCUUCGGAUCAGUUCCUCACAAUCUUCUGUGGACUGCAUUCCACUAUUUCAGCGUCCCGGAAGUAAUCACCCGCCUUGUUAAGUCUUAUUUUCAAGAUCUACAACUAUGCCUGACAACUGAUGAGUGUACUACAGCAUGGCAACGAGUGGAAAUAGGAAUAAUGGCGGGAUGUACUAUCUCACCUCUAGCAUUCACGAUGGCUAUGGAGGUCAUCAUCCGAGCAUCUCGGUGGGUAGUAGGAGGUCAGAAGCUUAAAUCUGGUCUUCGUCUCCCUCCCAUCAGAGCUUAUAUGGAUGAUAUGACCAUCCUUACCACAACCAAGGCUUGUGCUAGGCGGUUGUUGAAUAAGCUACAGGAGAACAUCCAGUGGGCCCGGAUGGAAAUAAAGCCAAGCAAGUCUAGGAGCGUCUCAGUCGUCAAGGGGAAGUUAUCAGAACAACGGUUCUAUGUGGGUAAGGAGCCCAUACCAACAGUGGCAGAGAAGCCAGUUAAGAGUCUUGGACGUUGGUAUCAUGCCACCCUCAAGGACACAGAGCAAGUUGAUCAGCUUAUGAAGGACACCAUAUGUGGCCUUGAGAGUAUUAACAAGACCAAGCUCCCUGGUAGGCUAAAGUUGUGGUGCCUUCAAUUUGGGCUAUUACCCAGGCUGAUGUGGCCUCUUACCAUCUAUGAGGUCCCAAUAUCAAAGGUAGAAAAGCUGGAGAGGGUGAUUAGCUCAUUUGCCAAAAAGUGGCUGGGACUCCCCAGAUGCUUUACUAACAUCGGAUUGUAUGGAAGAGGCAUCCUGGAGAUUCCCGUCUCCAGCCUUGCAGAAGAGUUUAAGUGUUCCAAAGUAAGGCUGGAAAUGACACUAACAGAGUCCUGUGACCCAAGUGUUUCAAGAUCAGCCCCUACACUGGUGACUGGAAGAAAAUGGAAUCCAGCGGCAGCUACUCACCAGGCAAAGUCAGACCUCAGGCACAGAGACAUCAUUGGUAACGUGCAACAGGGGAGAGGAGGCCUUGGCCUUGGAGGCAGUAGACCAUCGUGGCAAAGGGCAGCUCCAGCUCAACGCCGACAGCUGGUUGUGGAGGAGGUGCGUCGGCACGAACAGGCAACAAGGUGUGUAAAGGCUAUCUCACAAGCCAAGCAAGGACAAUGGACGAGAUGGGAGGGAGUUGAGAGGAGAAAGAUAUCCUGGAGGGAGUUGAUGGGCAUGGAAGCAUUUCAUAUCAGCUUUAUCCUACGUGCAACGUAUGAUGUCCUGCCUUCCCCCUCAAAUCUCAACCAAUGGUAUGGGGAAGACCCGACAUGUCCCCUCUGUCCAUCCCCUGCAAACCUAAAACACAUUCUGAUUGGAUGUAAGACAAGCUUGUCACAAGGCCGCUAUACCUGGAGGCACAACCAUGUCUUGAAAUGCCUAGCAGCUACCUUGGAGUCCAGACGGUUAAAGAUCAAUUCCCUGCCUCCUUCAUCAUUUCAUCCCUCAUACGCAAGAGAGUUCACCCGAGAAGGUACAAAAACAGCCAAAGUCCAAACAAUAUCGGACGUUGGCCAGCUUGGUAGGGCUCGAGACUGGAAGUUGGUGGUAGAUCUGAACCAAAGACUUCAUUUUCCUUCUGAGAUCGCCACAACAAACCUUAGACCAGACCUUGUGCUCUGGUCCUCCUCUCUCCACACUGUGUAUAUAAUAGAGCUUACCGUUCCCUGGGAGGAUGCUGUGGAGGAGGCAUUUGAGCGCAAAAGCCUUAAGUACACAGAGCUGGCAGCUGAUGCUGAGCAACGCGGAUGGAAAUCCAAGGUCUGCCCAGUGGAAGUCGGCUGCAGAGGCUUCGUGGGCAAGUCAACUAUCAGGCUGCUUAAGGAAUUGGGAGUGCAAGGUCAAACCUUACGCCGAACCAUCAAAGCCCUAUCAGGUGCAGCAGAAGAAGCAAGUCGAUGGCUCUGGGUGAAAAGGGGAGACUCCAACUGGGCCCCUAAUAUUACCUGAGUCAUUGAGGGGUUGA
This is a messenger RNA of Labeo rohita (rohu), 2464 nucleotides long. RefSeq lists its product as uncharacterized. Lineage: Eukaryota; Metazoa; Chordata; Actinopteri; Cypriniformes; Cyprinidae. The record is from RefSeq and is a predicted model, not a curated record. The coding region runs from base 1 to 2448 and encodes 815 amino acids. The transcript is spliced from 2 exons.